Messenger RNA from Echinops telfairi (small Madagascar hedgehog), 1945 nucleotides. It is a transcript of the gene ASB16, whose product is annotated as ankyrin repeat and SOCS box containing 16. The transcript has 5 exons. Gene Ontology annotation, molecular function: protein binding. Bases 1 to 1371 code for a protein of 456 amino acids. The record is from RefSeq and is a predicted model, not a curated record. Lineage: Eukaryota; Metazoa; Chordata; Mammalia; Afrosoricida; Tenrecidae.
AUGGCGGGUGAGACCUUCCCCUUCACCUCCUCCACGCUGCGCUCUCUCCGCCUGCAGCGAGAGUGGCUGGAGUGGGAGGAUCGGCGGAGGGCAGUGGCCCGGCAAUGCCGGAGGCGCAGGUCUCCCAGCAGGCCCCCCACUCGACUCACCAGACUCACUAGGCCUCGACGCACCUGUCGAGACCCAGUGGUCCACAACGCCCUCUUCUCGGGAGACCUGCAGCAGGUCCAAUCCCUGUUCCAAGAUGAAGAGGCUGCCAAUCUGAUUGUGGAGACCGUGAGCAACCAGCUGGCCUGGUCAGCUGAACAGGGGUUCUGGGUGAUGACUCCCAAGACCAAGCAGACAGCACCCCUCACCAUUGCUGCCGCCCGAGGUUACACCGACUGUGCCCGCCACCUGAUCCGGCAGGGGGCUGAGCUGGACUCCCGCAUCGGCGGCCGGGCGGCCUUGCACGAAGCCUGCAGUGGGGCUCAGUCCGACUGUGUGCAGCUGCUGCUGACCUUCGGUGCCAAGGCCAACGUGCUGUCUGAGGAGGGCACUGCCCCCCUGCACUUCUGCACAGUCCCCGAGUCUCUGCAGUGCGCCCGGCUGCUGCUGGAGGCUGGGGCCACAGUGAACCUGGCGGCGCGCGAAAGCGAGGUGACACCCCUGCACGUGGCGGCGGCCCGCGGCCUAGAGGCGCACGUGGCACUCUACCUGGACCAUGGCGCCGACGUGGGCCUGCGCACCAGCCAGGGCGAGACGGCCUUGAACGCAGCGUGCGCGGCGGCCCCGGGCCCGGGCUGCGGCCUGCAGCACGAGGCGGUGGCGCGGCGGCUCCUGGCAGCCGGGGCUGAUGCUCGGGCCGCCGGCCGCAAGCGCCACACGCCGCUGCACAACGCCUGUGCCAACGGCUGCGGGGGCCUCGCCGAGCUGCUGCUGCGCCACGGGGCCCGCGCUGGCGUCCCCAACGGGGCCGGCCACACCCCCAUGGACUGCGCGCUGCAAGCUGCCCAGGACGUCCCCAACUGCGAGCCUGAGGUCCUGUUCGCAGCGCUCUUGGACUAUGGGGCCCCGCCUGUGCGCCCCGAGAUGCUGAAACUGUGUGCCUCCUUCCCUCGGGCGCUGGAAGUCCUGCUUAAUGCCUACCCAUGUGUCCCGUCCUGUGAUUCCUGGGUGGAGGCAGUGCUUCCAGAGCGGUGGCAGGAGCAUGAAGCCUUCUAUCGCUCAGCCCAGUGCAUGGUGAACCAGCCGAGGCAGCUGCAGCACCUGGCCCGGCUGGCUGUGCGUGCUCAGUUGAGUGGCCGCUGCCGCCAGGCUGCCCUCCAGCUCCUGCUGCCCCCACUCCUCCGGGGCUACCUGCUGCUGCGAGUGGAGGGACGCAUCCUGUGAGCUCCAGGCCCAGUCUGCGCUCACAGCUGCCACCCUGAACCCCAGGCCUCUCUGGCUAGUUCCUGCUGCUUCCAGCUUCCUGGGCUACCCGCGGACCCCAAGUCAGCCCCGAGCUUUCAGAGCCUGCCUCCGAGAGGGCCUGCUGACUUGGCUUUCUGGACUCAGCCUUCAACCAUCUUCCUCCUCCUCAGUCCCCUGGAAGGCCCAUCCACCUGGGUACCCAGUCAAGGCAUGGUGAUAUCACCUUGUCCCUUCCCCUGCCACCUUUGUACCUGUUCAGCCCUGUAGGGAGUGGCGGGCCCAGCCUGUGCCUGCACUGUGUUAUCUCACGGAGGACCUCGCUGCCUUGUCUACGGUGAUCUCAACAAGGCAAAGCUUCCAGCCCCUGGUUUCUGCCCCACUCUCUGGCCUCUGGGGCACCUUCUCCCUUCUGAGAGGGAAAGGGUGUCCUGGGUGCUAGAACUGCCCAGCUUUCCUUUGCUUCCAGACAUUUGCAUGAAUUGUCCUCUCUGCCAGGAGCCCUGGUGGCAGAGUGCUUACACAUUGGCUGCUAACCACAAGAUCAGCAGUUCAA